Messenger RNA from Bipolaris maydis ATCC 48331, 2436 nucleotides. The record is from RefSeq and is a predicted model, not a curated record. Lineage: Eukaryota; Fungi; Ascomycota; Dothideomycetes; Pleosporales; Pleosporaceae.
ACAACUCAGACUCUGCCCCUAUACUGUUUGUUUCCAGCAUGCGAUGACUUGUGCCCUACCCAUCUCUCGUCUACUGUCCAUUUGAAUCAAACACCCACCGCCUCUUGCGCCGCUGUAGUUGCAUCGGAGGUGUCGCGAGCUCCGCAACCCACUAUUAUCAUUCCCGCCAUGGCUGCGGCAACGCCAUCAGAAGGCAACGGCCAGACCGCAACGGGCGACCAUGAACUGGAAAACAUGACGGACAAGAAGCCGACGCUGCCGGUGGAGGAGGACCUGAUGCAGUUGGCGCGCCUGGGCGAAAUCGGGGCCAUCCAGAAGCUUUUCGACAGCGGCAAGUAUGAUGCGACAUACAAGGACGAGCAGGGCAUAACACCGCUUCAUUGGGCCGCCAUUAACAACCACUACGCCCUCUGCCACUACCUCAUCCAGGCCGGCGCACCCAUCAACGCAAAGGGCGGCGACGCCGUCGCAACGCCUGUCCUAUGGGCGGCCAAGCGCUGCAACUACUACGUCGUCAACCUCCUCCUCGAUCACGGCGCCGACCCGCUCCUCACCGAUGACCAAGGCUUCAACCUCUUGCACAGCGCGACCCUCGAUGGCAACGUCUAUCAGAUUGUCCUGCUUCUCCACCAAGACAUACCCGUUGAUAUACCGGACUCACAGAGUCAUACACCUCUCAUGUGGGCUGCAUACAAAGGCUAUCCGUCUUGCGUCGAUCUCUUUCUCCGAUGGGGCGCAAACGUAUAUGCGACAGACGACCAGGGCUUCACAGCGUUGCACUGGGCCCUCGUAAAGGGCAGCCAAGGAUCGAUCCAGAAACUGCUCGAGUACGGAGCAGACCGGUUUGCUAAGAACAACGAUGGGAAGACGCCAGCGGUGACGGCACAGGAAAUGAGCACAACUCGUCAAUGGCACCGUGCCCUUUCAGAGGCUGGCUUCGACCGCAAUGGGAAUCCUCGGCAAUUUCCUGUGCCUGGGGUAAAAGAUUCAAGGUGGUUUUUAAAUCGCUUCAUCUUCUUCUGGCCAUCUGUCAUACUCUUUGUGGCAUUGUUCUUGGUCAGCCACUACCCUGCCUUUAUUGGCAUCCCGCUAGCAUUGAUUGGUUCAUACGGUAUGCAAUGGGGCGCGCAGAAGCUAUUGAAAUGGGCACCCUCGAAUAUGAGAAGCAUACCUCAUACUCCCUUUUUGGCCGGUAUUUUUGCUGGCACGUUAUUCUGGGUCGGGUUUCGUUGGAUUACGACAGUUCUCCCAUGGACAAUACGAACCAACUUUUUCCUCAACUUGUUGUUUGCGACCUUUUACAGUCUCACGGCGUAUUUUUACAUCUUCACCAUGACUAGUGAUCCUGGCUUUGUGCCCAAGUCGGCGAGCAGGAGUGCUUCCAAGGCCGUUAUUGAUGAGCUUAUGGAGCUUCGACAAUUUGAUGAGCGCCAUUUCUGCGUGAACUGUAUGGUGCGAAAGCCUUUGCGCAGUAAGCAUUGCAAGCGAUGCGAGCGCUGUGUUGCAAAGAGUGAUCACCACUGUCCAUGGGUGAACAAUUGUGUCGCGAACAACAACCAUCGGCACUUUGUCCUAUAUAUUCUGUCACUGGAAACGGGCAUUGUUCUUUUCAUCAGAUUAGUGCUUGCUUACUUGGAGAUUCGCGAGGCACCCAAAGGCUAUGCAGAAUGCGCCAUCAUCUCGCCAGAAUUAUGCAAGGUUUUGAACAAGGACCCAUUCACAAUUGUGCUCUCGAUAUGGGCGGCUUUCCAGUUGACAUGGGUCACCAUGCUGCUGUGUGUCCAGCUUCUCCAGAUUGCGCGCAAUCUUACCACGUACGAAAGCAUGCGUGGACACCUGCAUAGCCACACGACUGCCGAUGCUAUCAACUCGUUUGUGACGACUGGCGAUACUAGUCAAGAGGUAUCCGGUGGUGGCAACGCACCAACAAACGGCUUUGGGUCUGGCCAAGACACUGGCGAUGUACCGCGCCGUCCCGAGCCUAAAGCGUCUAUUGUGGAUCAAUGGAAGCGUCUCCUUGGCAUUGACACUUUUGUCACGAUUGCGCUGCACGGGAGUCAGGGCGAGCAAGUACGCCGGCGACGACAAGGCAAUCCUUUUUCAAGGGGCAUUGCUACAAACUGCAAGGAUUUCUGGUGCGAUGCGAGCCCACUGUUUGGUUCCAAAGAGAGCGGGUACGCGAGGUUGGGUGGCGAGAGGGUGGAUUACACAAGGCUAUAUGAAGUGCCCAAGAUGAAGUACCAACGCAGCGGCGGAGGAGAUGCGGGCAGGUACGAGAGUGUGGCAGAGGAGGAAGAAGCAUGAUAUGUAUGUUUGACGAAGCUGUGAUGUUAACGACUACACAUAGAAGUGCGUGAGAGAGAGAGAAAGAGAGAAAGUGAGAUGCAACGUCUAGCGCAUGUCUACUACUCGUAGUUCUUACACAAGCUUGUUCUU